UCGUUGCAGAAUUCCUCAUAUAGAGGCGACACGGACUACAACCACACGGACUACAGUCAUGAAUUCUGGGAUGGGGUACUCGGGUGACCAUAAGCCCCUGAAACUUAUGCUAAUCGUGGGUGUUACCAUAGCUUACACUGCAUACGUUGGAUGCAGUGGUCUUCUCUCUAUGAACAGAAGAUUCUUUGACAUAGAAAACGAUUUCGAAGCCAACAACACAAUCCUCGAUCACGACCUCGAGAUCAACCCGGCCUCCUUUACGUUCUUCGUAGUUUGGGGUAUCAUUUACGUUUGGCAGUUCCUUUGGCUAGGCUACGCCCUCUCCACCCUUUGCAGAUUGACGAAAUAUGGAUAUCUCUACGUUUCACCCAAUAUUUUACCAGCAAGCAUCUUCUUUUUCUUUUUUAUAAACAACGGAUGUGGUGUCGCUUGGUUUUUACUGUACCAGAACUUGUACAUUCCCCACGCAUGUGCAGCCUUGGCUAUGAUGGCGUUCACCCUCUAUUUAUGUUUGUUCAUAUCGAUGCGAGCCUUGAACAAACACGGCGAGAAAUUAGUUGAGCAGCAGAAAGGAUCAGACAUUUGGAUGAUUCGUAUUUUAUGUCACAAUGGACUGGGUAUGUAUGCCACCUGGUGUACAAUUGCAACACUACUUAACUUUGCAACCACUCUUGUAUUCUGGGCGAAUGUUUCUAACGCCAUGGCGAGUACAAUUAGUCUCGCCAUACUCGCCGGUGAGCUACUCCUCUGGGCUAUACUUGACAAUUUUGUGUUGGACAAAUUCACCAGAUACCUCAUCACCCCGUAUAUUGUCGUUGUGUUCGCACUUGUUGGGGUCAUCGUGAAAAACUGGAACCCAGAUACACGUAAUUCAAUAAUGAACGCAGUUCUUUUAGGCGUCGCAAGUGCUUUCCUCUUGAUCAAGAUUAUUAUGGUCAUUUACAGACACAGGAGGAACCCUGUCGACUACGAGAACAAGGGAACGCUGAAACCUAUCCCAUAAAUGAUUUGUACAUGGUUGAACUUUAAGAGAACUCUUGCGAAUCAAUUCUGGACUGAUGGUGGUCGGACCCUUAAAGGCUCUAUGAAAAGUAAACAUUGGACAAAACAACAAUACAGACUAAAGUGGUUAAAAACUAUUCAUUGGGCCUUUAACAGACCGACUUUAGUAGCUAGCAAUAUUAUAACACGUAUGUGGAGUCCAUAGAUAUUAUUCAUUUAAUAUUUUAACGUUUUAAAUAAAAUCAUAUUUUAUACUAAAUAAAA
Owenia fusiformis is the source of this 1266-nucleotide messenger RNA. The record is from the annotation of a GenBank genome assembly. NCBI's taxonomy places the organism in Eukaryota, Metazoa, Annelida, Polychaeta, Sabellida, Oweniidae.